Molecule: messenger RNA, 336 nt
Organism: Dichomitus squalens LYAD-421 SS1
Lineage: Eukaryota; Fungi; Basidiomycota; Agaricomycetes; Polyporales; Polyporaceae
Exons: 2
Coding region: 1-336 (111 amino acids)
Source: RefSeq, a predicted model, not a curated record
AUGGUCCGAAAAUGGAAGGUGGACGUCAAGGGGAGGGGAAUGGGCGGCAAAAAGGGGCGUCUGUCCAACGUCCGUGACAACAAGCCUGAGUUCGCUAAGGCCUUUCACUUCUCUCCCGCCGGCCUUCUCACCAAGGUCCUCUCCGCUGCGGUGAAUCUGCAUGUUCUUCACAUACGCGAUGCAGAGCCCCUCUUCCAGUCUCAUCCGGCCGUCUAUGAGGCCGUCACGAAGCUCGACCAACUGAAGGUGCUCUCGCCGUACUACACCGGCCACACCUGCCUCAAGGCCAUCUCGCAGCACCGGGGCAAGCUGCAAGGCAUCGAAAACGGGCUGUAG